Molecule: messenger RNA, 4761 nt
Organism: Pistacia vera
Lineage: Eukaryota; Viridiplantae; Streptophyta; Magnoliopsida; Sapindales; Anacardiaceae
Product: transcriptional activator DEMETER-like
Exons: 18
Coding region: 117-4355 (1412 amino acids)
Biological process (GO): base-excision repair
Molecular function (GO): DNA demethylase activity; DNA N-glycosylase activity; 4 iron, 4 sulfur cluster binding
Source: RefSeq, a predicted model, not a curated record
UUCCCACUGAGACUAGUCCCCAAGGACAAAAACAUAAUGCUAGUUUCAGAAAGGAUGAUAAUACAGAAUGUGAAGGUCAAGUGGCUGCAAAUAUUGGGCAGGAAGCUACUAAACAGAUGAUGUUGCAAAUAGAGACUCAACAAUCACCAGGAAUCACAAAUGAAUCCAAAUGCAACAACUGCACAAUCUUUAUUGAACCAGGACAAGCAUGGAGAUCAAAGAGAAAGUAUUCCAACGCAGUUGAGCAUGCAGAAGCCAGCAACUCAAAUCUGAUUGGAAUUGAAUAUAAUACUUUACAAGCAUAUCAAAACCCUUGGGUCCCAAAAAUUCACAAGAAAAAGAGAACUGAGAAAGGGCAAAACUCUUCUACAUCUAGCACAUCAUCCUCUGUGACUGCUGCAAAAGAUGUCACACUGGAAACAACAUGCUAUCAAGAUGAUACCAAAGCAAAUCCUUCUGUAUCCAAAAUCAAUAACUCUGUUUCCACUCCUCAAUGGAAUGCUGGUGGCAUUGCAACACUUGGAGAGGCAAGAAGCAAUCUUCAAGAUAAACAGAAAACCUUUGAGGGUAUCCUAGCUUUAACUCCAACAGAGAGUGUGACAAAAAAGAGAUCCAAGGGUCUUACUCGGGUUCGAGAUUUGGCUUCUCUAACCAGAUUGGCAGAAUGUGGAAUGCAACCAACUUACCCAGGCAACCAAGGGCAGUUGGAUUGUGAUAUGCAACAAGUUGGGAAUCCACAGAGACCUCACACAUGUAUAGAAGCACUAGUAGCAGAGGUGCGUGAGACAUUGGCUCGAAAGAAGCGAACUAAGAAGAGAAACUCUUUUUUCAAUUCUGCAUCCACCAGUACUAAUGAAGCCCAAAAGCAGCAAAAGUUCAUCUUGUAUAACCACCUCCAGUUCUCAUUAGGUGCUCUUCCAGAACUAACAUGGACACGAAUGAUCUCCAUUGAUGAACUCACUGAGCAAUUAGAGAAACUAGACAUCAACAGAGAAAGUAGCAACAUCGAUCACCAAGAGCAGAACGCCCUUGUCCCUUACAGCAUGAGAUACCAAGAGCAGAAUGCACUUGUCAUUUAUAACAGAGAUGGCACAGUUGUACCAUUUCAUGGCUCAUUUGAGCUUGUAAAGAAACGGCGUCCACGGCCUAAGGUAGACCUUGAUGAAGAAACUAAUAGAGUAUGGAAGCUUCUAUUGGAAAAUAUCAACAGUCAAGGCAUUGAUGGAACAGAUGAAGAGAACACAAAAUGGUGGGAAGAAGAACGGAGAGUGUUUCAUGGUCGUGUAGACUCGUUUAUAGCUCGCAUGCAUCUUGUGCAAGGGGACAGACGCUUCUCUAAAUGGAAGGGAUCCGUUGUGGACUCGGUUGUUGGAGUCUUUCUUACUCAGAAUGUUUCAGACCAUCUUUCUAGUUCUGCAUUUAUGUCACUUGCUGCACAUUUUCCGCUCAAGUCAAAGGACCAGAAACCAUGCUAUGGGGAAGGGACUAGUUCAGUGACUGAAGAACAAGCAGUGUACAUACUGGAUCCCGAAGAAACUGUAGAAUGGACUGAGAAGAUGUCAAAUCAACCAGCUUGUGACCAGAGUUCCAUGACCCUCCACAAUACCGAGAUUAAUGAAGAGAAAGAAGUCAUCAGCAGCAAUGAAUCUUUUGGAAACAGCUGUACUGUCAACUCGAUAGAUGAGUCAAAAUGCAAGCUGUUGAAUUCUUGUGUAAGUGAUUCAGAAACAUGCUAUGAUACAAUUCUGAACAGAUCAACCACAGAGAGCACUGCAACAGAGACAAUAUGUUCUGUAGGAGGUAGAAUAGCAACCGAUUAUUUACUUUCAUCUCAAAAUUCCAUGGAUUCUUCAAUUGCUGAAAAUGCUGAAAGAACCAAAUCAAGCUUUGAUAACAACUCAGAGGCAGCAGAUCUCACUCGUGGGUCUGCACUCAACAGCUUUAAUGAAUGUACUUCUUUUGUGGAGCUUUUACAGAUGGCAGGAUCUUACAAGCUUCAUAAAGUUUACAACCAUGGAGAUGUCAAUAUCUCAUCUGAUGAGAACUCAAAGCAUGAAAGUGACCAAUUCCAAACCAUGGCUUAUGACAGCCCAAGACAAAAAGUGGAAGAUUUAAACAGCCCUAAAGACUUUUUAGGAGAGUCAAAUAUACCACCCAGUACUUUCCAUCCAUAUCUUACCCAAGAUUCAGCAGUGGAAGUUGCAUGCUAUGAGAUGCUUGGAGAAGAAACAGGAUCUUCUGGCAUUUCCGUAAAAAAUAAUAAAGAGGGUGUGGUAGAACAAAUUGCUGUUACACCAGAACUCACAAGUCAAACUAAAGAUACAACUAAGCUGACCAUUAGUGUUCAAGAAGCACCAAGUUCUUCCAGUGAAACUAAGCAAGCAAGCAACAGUAUGCAAGAAGACCAGAAUUUAAGUGAACAACAUCAAAGUGAGCUAUCUAGAGAUUCCACAGUUGUUGAAUUGCUGGCCAAAGGACAAAAGCAUGAAAUGCAACAUCAGAAUUUGUCAAACCUGUCAGGAGAAACCCAAGGCGCUACAGAAAGCAAUAAUGCAUGUGAUAACCGAGAAAACAUUCAGCCGAAUACAUCAGUGUCAGACUUGAAUAAGCAUGACCAUGUAUUUGGCAAAGAACUCAAUGAAAUUAAUGAUGCUACUUCAAAAGCAAAAGGUAGAAAGGUUGCAAAGGAUAAAAAAAAAGACUUUGACUGGGAUAGUUUAAGGAGACAGGUGGAAGUGAAUGGAAGGAAAGAAAGACCAGAAAACAACAUGGACUCAUUGGAUUGGGAAGCUGUAAGAUGCGCUGAUGUUAAUAAGAUUGCCAAUACCAUCAAGGAACGAGGUAUGAACAACAUGCUUGCUGAACGAAUAAAGGAUUUCCUUAACCGAAUUGUUAGAGAACACGGAGGCAUUGAUCUGGAAUGGCUGAGAGAUGUUCCACCUGACAAAGCAAAAGAGUAUCUGCUAAGCAUACGAGGACUGGGUUUGAAAAGUGUGGAGUGUGUGCGACUUCUUACACUUCACCACCUUGCGUUUCCAGUUGACACAAAUGUUGGACGCAUAGCUGUAAGACUUGGAUGGGUUCCACUUCAGCCACUGCCUGAGUCGCUGCAGUUGCAUCUUCUAGAACUGUAUCCAGUGCUGGAAUCCAUUCAAAAAUAUCUAUGGCCCAGAUUGUGCAAACUUGAUCAACGAACUCUGUAUGAGCUGCAUUACCAGAUGAUUACAUUCGGAAAGGUCUUCUGCACAAAAAGCAAACCAAAUUGCAAUGCAUGUCCAAUGAGAGGAGAAUGCAGACAUUUUGCUAGUGCAUUCGCAAGCUCUAGGCUUGCUCUGCCAGGGCCAGAGGAGAGAUCUAUAGUGAGUGCAAAAGCAAAUAUAACUUCAGACCAAAACCCUGAAGUGAUAAUCAAUAAACUGCCACUGCCAUUACCCCAGGCAAUGGAUCAACCUGAAGGAAACCAGCAAUCAGAAGCAAUAUUAGAAGCCAAUAACUGUGAGCCUAUUAUUGAAGAACCAGCGACCCCAGAACCAGAAUGCCCACAAGUAACAGAAACUGACAUGGAGGAUACAUUCUGUGAGGACCCAGAUGAAAUUCCUACUAUCAAGCUUAACAUGGAAGAGUUCUCUCAGACCUUACAGAAUUAUGUGCAAGAAAAUAUGGAACUUCAAGAAGGUGACAUGUCCAAGGCUUUAGUUGCUUUAAAAGCAGAAGUUGCAUCCAUUCCUACACCCAAGCUUAAGAAUGUGAGUCGUCUACGAACAGAGCACCAAGUGUACGAACUUCCAGAUUCACACCCUCUAUUGGAAGGGUUGGAAAAAAGAGAACCUGAUGAUCCGGGCAGAUACCUUCUUGCCGUAUGGACACCAGGUGAAAUGCCAAAUUCCAUUCAACCACCUGAAUGGAGGUGCAGUUCCCAAGAAAAUGGCAAAUUAUGUGAUGAGAAGACAUGUUUUUCUUGCAACAGUGUUCGGGAAUCACAAUCUCAUAUCGUUCGAGGGACACUUUUGAUACCAUGUCGAACAGCCAUGAGAGGAAGCUUUCCCCUCAAUGGCACAUACUUCCAAGUUAAUGAGGUGUUUGCCGACCAUGAUUCUAGUCUGAACCCAAUUAACGUCCCAAGGGAGUGGUUAUGGAACCUACCACGAAGGACUGUGUUUUUUGGAACCUCCAUACCAACAAUAUUUAAAGGUUUAACAACAGAAGGUAUUCAGCACUGCUUCUGGAGAGGAUUUGUUUGUGUGAGAGGAUUUGACCAAAAAACACGAGCACCCCGUCCACUGAUGGCUAGACUGCACUUCCCAGCAAGCAAGUUGAGCAAGACACGAGUUAAACCAGUUGCAGAUGAUAAGUAGACAACGAGAAAUUGCAUAAAAAUUCAUGACUGAGACCGGAUCCAGAAUGCCAUUAUGGCGAUAUAUUGAGAACAAGACUAACAGCCAGUAGCUCACCAUUAAAAUCUUGUUUUCUGACCCUACGAUGCUUGUAGCGUGUACAUGUCUAAGAAGAGUCUGUAAUUAUCUAAUUUCAGGCUCAAAUUUGAGCCCAUUCUUCUAAUUUCAGCGAACAUCAGCAAUAUGACAUAAGCUACUGGAUAUUUACAUGAACAGAGAAGAGUGUGUAAAAACCUAACACCAAGUGCGAGAGAGCAUGAGCUCAUGAAUUUAAUUUUCUAUGUUGAAUGUAUCAUAAAGUUCAAGUCAUGUAUAUAUAGGCCCUUAAAUACAAAAAACCACAAUAAUAUCAAAGGGUUUUCAGCAA